This is a messenger RNA of Sipha flava (yellow sugarcane aphid), 3233 nucleotides long. RefSeq names its product kinesin-like protein KIF20A. The transcript has 27 exons. Bases 181 to 3111 code for a protein of 976 amino acids. Gene Ontology annotation, biological process: microtubule-based movement. Lineage: Eukaryota; Metazoa; Arthropoda; Insecta; Hemiptera; Aphididae. Gene Ontology annotation, cellular component: kinesin complex; nucleus; microtubule. The record is from RefSeq and is a predicted model, not a curated record. Gene Ontology annotation, molecular function: ATP binding; microtubule binding; ATP hydrolysis activity.
ACGGCUAACGGCAAACAAAGUAGUCAUCGGUCAUUUAUAAAUCUACUUUCGUUAAACUGAAUUGUUGUAAUUUGUGCAUUUAUAGUGUUGAACGUUAGUUGUGUAAUUUGAUAAUCACCGUCGCCGCUAUUGCAUUUUCACAUCGAGGCAUAUUUUGAAGUUUUUAUAGAAAGAAUUAAGAUGAAUGAUUCUAGAGAAAAUCAUUCUACUGGUUCUUAUGUUGAACCAAGAGUUCCAAGUAUUACUGGUUUUGGACAAAGAAAAAUAAAUGGCAAACCUAAAAUAGUGCUGAACUAUUCUUUAGAAAAGUGUAAUGACAAUUCUGGGACUCCAAAAAUUGAUGUAUGUUUACGUUUAAAACCACGAACCUUUAGUAUUCCAAGUAAUGAGGUUGAUACAUUAACAAUAUUAAGUGAUAACACAGUUGCUUGUUCAAGUGGAAAUGCACGUGAAGAUGUAAUAGAGUAUAUGUUUUCCAGUGUAUUUGGUCCUGAAGUUGAUCAAAAAAAAUUUUUUGACACCUGGAUAUAUGAUAAAGUAUUACGAUUUUUGAAUGGAAAUAAUGAAUUACUAUUUGCUUAUGGCACAACAAAUGCUGGAAAGACUUAUACUAUCCAUGGAAAUUUAAAUGACCCUGGUAUUAUUCCUAGAACUCUUCUCCUAGUCUUUAACACAUUAAAUAAUAAACUAAUGGCUCAGUGCAAGUAUAAACCUGAUAAAGUUAUUGCCGCACAUAUAUUAGAUGAAAAUUUAAUCAAAGUUGAAGAAAGUUUUCGAAAUAAUAUUUUAAAUAAUUGGUGCAAUGAAAAAAUACAAGAAGGUUUAAAGUCUUCUGUAUCUCAAAUUGAUGAGGGUCAGACAAUUCAUAGUAUGGAUCAUCUGACAAAUAAUGACAUAACAAAAAUGUUUGAUUUAAUAAAAGAUGUUGAUAAUGUAACAUUGGAUCAUGGUGAUGUUUUCUAUACUGUUUGGGUUUCUUACUCAGAAAUUUACAAUGAAUCCAUCUAUGAUCUUUUGGUAACUUGCUUGCCUAAACAGAAAAGAACUCCUCUCAAACUUUCACUUGAUCAAGAUAAAAAUGUAUAUGUAAGAGAUUUAAGUCAUGUAUUUGUUCGGUCUGCUGAAGAAGCAUAUAAAGUUUUGACUUUUGGUAAAAAUAAUUUAAAAAUUGCAAGCAAUAAUUUGAAUAAGUGUUCUAGCCGUUCACAUUGUAUUUUCACUAUGAAAUUAAUGAGGGUAGAAAAUGUUGAAAAUCCUAAAACAGCUGUUAUUAGCAGUAUUUCAUUUUGUGACUUGGCGGGCUCUGAACGUCUUAAAAAAACAUUGAACAUUGGUGAUCGCCUUGUAGAAUCUAAGAAUAUAAAUACUUCAUUAUUAGUACUGAACAAGUGUUUUUCUGUGUUACGUGAAAACCAAAAGCGAGGUGAAAAUAAUUUGGUUCCAUACAGAGAAUCUAAAUUAACCCAAAUUUUUCAAACUGCCUUAACAGGCUGUAAUAAAACUGGUAUAUCAAUGGCAGUCAAUGUUGAUACAUCUCCAAGCUUAUUUGAAGAAACCAAACAAGUAUUAUUCAUGUCUGCUAUUGUACGUUCAAUUACUAAAAGCAAAACUAAAACAAUUUCCAAACCCAGACCAAGUUUUGUUAUUUGGACGGCAAAUAAUUGCAAAAACAUAGAUCAAACUAAAUCUAAACUGAAUUCAAUUAAUGAAGAUGAAAACUUGGAUGAAUCAAAUACAGAAGAGGAACCAAUGAUAUCUUAUAAUGAUUUUGAAAUAAGAUUAAAAGAAGAACAAACCAAACUUCGACAACACUUACUUUCAGAGUUUCGUGUUAUCUUGGAUCGUAAUGAGAAAUUUUAUAAAGAACAGAAAGCAGCCUCAAUCAAAAAUAGAACAGAAAUUUAUGAAAAUAAAAUAAAAAGAUUGAAAGAUUUUUAUUUAGAAGAAAUUAAAGAAAGAGAUGAAAAAUUAGCGAAUUUUCAAUCAAACCCAGUUAGCUUAAAUAACCAUGAAAAUGAUAAUAAAAGUACCAUGGAAAACUAUGAAUUUAGAAUUGGUGAACUUGAAGUACAAAAUGAAGAGUUGCUUGCAGAACUUAAUGCCUUAAAAAAUACACAGGAUAUGAGACAUGAAGAACUCAAUGCUAAGAAUCAAGAAAUUGAUAAUUAUAAAAUCAUGUUAAAAGAGGCAACUACUGAGUAUGAACAAUUGGAAGCCGUCAUAAAUGAAAAGAAUAAUCGAUUUGAUGAAAUAUAUCAAUAUUUAGAUGAAAAAGAUUUAGAAAUAGAAAGGUUAACUGGUUCCUUAGAAGCCAAAGAUAAUAUUAUUACAGACAUGGAACAACAUCAAGAAGAAAUGAUAACCGAAGCUGUUGAAAAACAAAUACUCAAAUAUAUGGAUGAAAAAUUAAAUACAAUUCUUAGCUUGGAAAAUAAAAUUGAAAAGUUACAAAUUAAGAACAACAAAUAUAAAGAAACAAAUUCUCAAAUUUUUCAACAAUACUCAACUUUGAGAAAACAAUAUCUGAUUAUGUCUAAAACACUUGAUGAAUAUAAAAAUUCUAAUGAAAUCAAUUCAAAAUUAUCAGUUAUUUUUAACUAUUUUUUUUUUAUAGAAAAAGAUUUAGAAAUAGCAAAACUCCAAAAACAAAUAGAAGAAUUAGAAUUUAAGCUAAAAGAAGUUGAGGUAACAGAAAAGAAACCUAUGACCAAAAGUAUUGGAAUACUAACAGACUUAAGCAACAUUGGUUCACCUAUGACCAAAAGUACUGGAAUACUAACAGAUUUAAGCAACAUUGGUUCACCUUUACGAUAUCAAACUGAAUAUGAAGAGAAGGAAAAUAAAAUAGUUAAAUCUGAAUCAAAAUCUGUACGAAAAUGCAGAACAGCUAAAAAGGAUAAGAAAAAUUUGAUGCCAAGCUAUACUCUUGAUGACAAAAUGUUGGAUGAAGCAAUCGAUAAUAUUCCUUAUAGCACACGCAAGCGUAAAUUAUUUGACAGUAAAUCUAUAUUGGCUGAAAGUGCUACUGUGCCCUCUGAUAACAUUUUGGAUUCAAUACCUACUCCAUCUCGAGCGCUAUUUCAAAUUUCCAAAUUGCGUGUAAAAAAAUAAACCAUAAUUACUCAUGUAUAUAUAUAUAUAUAUAUAUGUAUUUAUAAGCUUUUGAAAUUAUUUUUGCAUUUAACAUUGUCAUUUAACUAUGGAAAGGUUUUAUACUUUUUUUUUUUUUAUAA